AUGGGGAAGAAACUGGAUGUUUGGCGUAUCGGGCUCGGAUGCAUCGCUUUUUUUGCAGAGCUGGAGCCAUCUCUAUCCGUCAUUGAGCAAAACCUGGCAGACCGAGUUAGGUACAUCCUGCGCUCCAACAUAUUUGGUGACGCCGAACUCGAGCGACUACGACGUGAGGCUAUUCCUUCAUCGAAUGGAAAUGCUACGGCUGGGAAUGCGGCGCCACUAGAUGCGCAACAAACUGCAUAUGUGGAUGCUGCCGUCAACAUUCCAUUUGUGGCUAAUUCAGACGAUGAUCGAAUAGUCUCCCACGAACUAGAGAAAAUGAGGAGCAUAUUGGAAGAGUCGAUGCUGGAAACGCGCAGCAUGCCUCUCGAAAAUCGACCGCGACUUCCCCGCAUACCCCUUAGCAAGCGAAAUCGGGCUGUCUUGCGGGCUCUUAACCCAAUGCUGGUGACCUAUUUGGAAGCCAGCCGGGACCUUUGCGAGACGGAUUCAAUUCUUUUUGGCGCCGCACUGGCAGUAUGCCGUAUUAUUGGCACCAAAUUUCCCGUGGCUGGACGUGCUACUCAAAAAAGUAGCGCCAUCCCAGCCUGGAGAAAAAGAAUUGAGGACCGUAUCGCAAAGGCAAGGGCCCUUAUCGGCAGACUGACAAGCUUCAGGUCGGGUAAUAAUAGACCGAGGAUUAUGCGCACCGUUAGGAUGGCGUUUGCUGGGACAAAUAUCAGUUUGUUCCAGCCGGAUAUCACGCAAAAACUAACGGAGCGCAUAGAUGACCUGAAGCAAAAAAUCGCUGCUUGGGGGGAAGCGGAUUCGACGAUUUAG
This is a messenger RNA of Parnassius apollo (apollo), 816 nucleotides long. The record is from the annotation of a GenBank genome assembly. NCBI's taxonomy places the organism in Eukaryota, Metazoa, Arthropoda, Insecta, Lepidoptera, Papilionidae.